Messenger RNA from Aspergillus lentulus, 771 nucleotides. RefSeq names its product alpha/beta fold hydrolase. The record is from RefSeq and is a predicted model, not a curated record. NCBI's taxonomy places the organism in Eukaryota, Fungi, Ascomycota, Eurotiomycetes, Eurotiales, Aspergillaceae. Gene Ontology annotation, cellular component: membrane.
AUGGCCUUCGCUACAACCAAUGAUGCCCGAGAGAUCUACUAUGAAGUGCACGGAACCACCGGCCCGAUACUGGUACUCGUCUCCGGCUAUAUGGGCAUUGCCAAUCUGUGGCAACCGUUGAUUGCCCGCUUGAGCGCCAAGUACCGGUGCAUUGCCUACGACCUUCGUGGAUAUGGACGGUCAUCGAAGCCUGAAUCUCCGGAAACAUACAACAUUCCCCAGCACGCUGCAGACCUCGACGCCGUGCUAAAGGCUGCCAAGAUCAAUGAGCCCGUUGUCCUGGUCACUCAUUCGAUGGGGGGCAAUAUCGCCUCGGCUUAUUAUCUGAUGAAUCCGACCAACGUCUCCAAAAUCAUCUACACUGCCACAUAUUAUGAUGGCACGAGUGCGAAACAGUUCUUCCCAUUUGAGGGGCUCACCGCAGGGGUGGAUGAGCCAUCAAAAUGCGUCGACUUCUACACUAUCCUGGGACUUGAUCGUUCGAUUGCCCUGGAAGCGGCAAAGUGGCCUGCGCAUGGCCGCUGCAACAAUGCAAGCUGCCUGGUGUCUUAUGACAUUGGUGAUGGAUACAAACGAAUUACCGUCCCUACUCUGAUUAUCUAUGGAGAAGAAGACAAAACUGUUCCGGUGGAACAGGGUGUGCAGCCUAUGGUCGACACUAUGCCAAAUUCCCGGCUUGUGUUUCUCAAGAAUGUGGCCCACUUUCCUCCGACAGAGGCACCAGAAGAAAUGGAGAGAUGGAUUGAUGAAUUUAUUGGGGCCUCUAAUUAA